GAUCGGCUUCCGGUGAUCUCUUUUCUCAUAGUAGUCUUAACCUCAACACUCUCUUCUCUCCAUCUGACAUCUUCCAUUGUUUCUGAAUAACCCACGGGAGGUUAAUUCCCAUAUUCACCAUGACCGUCAUGACUCCUCCUCCCGUUGAUCAGCAAGAGGACGAGGAGAUGCUUGUGCCUCACUCGGAUUUGACUGAGAACAAUCACCAACCAAUGGAAGUUGUAGCACAAGCAGAAUCUGCCAGCACCGUGGAGAGCCAGCCUGUCGAGGAUCCUCCAUCAUCGAGGUUUACAUGGAGAAUUGACAACUUUUCAAGGCUGAAUGCAAAGAAGCUCUAUUCAGAAAUAUUCGUUGUUGGGGGUUAUAAAUGGCGUGUGCUUAUUUUUCCAAAGGGGAACAAUGUGGACUACUUGUCGAUGUAUUUGGAUGUUGCGGAUUCGGCUACUUUGCCUUAUGGGUGGAGUAGAUAUGCGCAAUUCAGCUUGGCAGUAAUAAACCAAAUGCAUACUAAGUACUCUGUGAGAAAAGACACACAGCACCAAUUUAAUGCCCGAGAAAGUGAUUGGGGUUUCACAUCCUUCAUGCCCCUUGGUGAAUUGUAUGAUCCUAGUAGAGGAUAUCUUGUGAAUGAUACUCUUAUAGUUGAAGCGGAGGUUCUUGUGCGUAGGAUUGUUGAUUACUGGUCAUAUGACUCAAAGAAAGAGACUGGCUAUGUUGGCCUUAAGAAUCAAGGAGCUACUUGUUAUAUGAAUUCUCUUCUCCAAACACUGUACCAUAUUCCUUAUUUUAGAAAGGCUGUGUAUCAUAUGCCAACAACAGAGAAUGACAUGCCCUCUGGAAGCAUCCCUUUGGCCUUACAAAGUUUGUUUUACAAACUCCAGUAUAGUGACACAAGUGUUGCGACAAAGGAGCUAACAAAAUCUUUUGGGUGGGAUACUUAUGAUUCUUUCAUGCAGCAUGAUGUUCAAGAACUAAAUAGAGUCCUCUCUGAAAAACUUGAAGACAAAAUGAAGGGAACUGUUGUUGAAGGAACUAUACAAAAGUUAUUUGAAGGGCACCAUAUGAACUAUAUUGAGUGCAUCAAUGUGGAUUACAAGUCAACUAGAAAGGAGUCCUUUUAUGACCUUCAGCUUGAUGUCAAAGGCUGCCGUGACAUAUAUGCUUCUUUUGAUAAGUAUGUGGAAGUUGAGCGUCUUGAGGGGGAUAACAAAUAUCAUGCUGAACAGUAUGGUUUGCAGGAUGCUAAGAAGGGUGUUUUAUUUAUUGACUUCCCCCCUGUACUUCAGCUUCAGCUCAAAAGAUUUGAAUAUGACUUUAUGCGAGAUACUAUGGUCAAGAUUAAUGAUCGUUAUGAGUUUCCCUUGCAACUUGAUUUGGAUCGUGAGAAUGGCAAGUAUUUAUCACCCGAGGCUGAUCGGACUGUCCGCAAUCUUUAUACACUUCACAGCGUUUUGGUUCACAGUGGUGGUGUGCAUGGUGGACAUUAUUAUGCAUUUAUCAGGCCAACACUUUCUGAUCAAUGGUAUAAAUUUGAUGACGAGAGGGUGACAAAAGAGGAUACAAAACGGGCAUUAGAGGAGCAAUAUGGUGGCGAGGAGGAGUUACCACAGACAAAUCCUGGAUUCAACAACACUCCUUUCAAAUUCACCAAAUAUUCAAAUGCUUAUAUGUUGGUGUACAUACGUGAAAGUGAUAAGGACAAAAUAAUAUGCAAUGUGGAUGAGAAAGACAUUGCAGAGCAUCUAAGGGAGAGGCUGAAGAAAGAACAGGAAGAAAAAGAGCAUAAAAAGAAAGAAAAGGCAGAGGCUCAUCUUUACACCAUUAUAAAGGUGGCACGGGAUGAAAAUCUUGCAGAGCAAAUUGGAAAGGACAUAUAUUUUGAUCUUGUAGACCAUGACAAAGUGAAGUGUUUUCGUGUGCAAAAGCAAAUGCCAUUUAAUGUUUUCAAGGAUGAGGUCGCAAAAGAGUUUGGCAUCCCAGUUCAAUUUCUGCGCUUUUGGCUUUGGGCAAAGCGUCAAAACCAUACUUACCGUCCUAAUAGGCCGUUGACACACCUUGAGGAAACACAAUCUGUUGGGCAAUUGAGAGAAGUUUCAAACAAAGUUCACAAUGCAGAGCUAAAGUUGUUUUUGGAAGUGGAGCUGGGGCUGGAUUUACGUCCCAUUGCACCGCCAGAGAAGACAAAAGAUGAUAUAUUACUUUUCUUCAAGCUAUAUGAUCCUGAGAAAGAGGAACUGCGAUAUGUUGGAAGGCUUUUUGUGAAGAGUUUUGGUAAGCCAUCAGAGAUAUUAACAAAAUUAAAUGAAAUGGCUGGUUAUCAUCCUGAGGAAGAGAUUGCACUUUUUGAGGAAAUUAAGUUUGAACCAAAUGUCAUGUGUGAACCUAUUGACAAGAAACUCACAUUUCGAGCAAGCCAGCUAGAAGAUGGAGAUAUUGUUUGCUUUCAAAAAGCACCUGCUAUGGAUAGUGACGAACAUGUCCGCUAUCCAGAUGUGCCUUCAUAUUUAGAAUAUGUCCACAAUCGUCAGGUUGUUCACUUUAGAUCUCUGGAAAAACCUAAGGAAGACGAUUUCUGCCUAGAGAUGUCAAGGCUUUAUACAUACGAUGAUGUGGUGGAGAGAGUAGCGCAACAACUUGGUUUGGAUGAUCCAUCCAAAAUCAGGCUCACCCCACAUAACUGUUACUCUCAACAACCUAAGCCACAGCCUAUUAAGUACCGUGGGGUGGACCAUCUGUCUGACAUGCUAGUUCAUUACAACCAGACUUCAGAUAUAUUGUACUAUGAAGUACUUGACAUUCCACUGCCAGAAUUGCAAGGUUUGAAAACUCUGAAAGUUGCAUUUAAUCAUGCCACUAAGGAUGAGGUUGUUAUUCAUACUAUCAGACUCCCAAAGCAGAGCACAGUGGGGGAUGUCCUUGAUCAUCUUAAAACGAAGGUGGAGUUGUCUCAUCCCAAUGCUGAGCUUAGGCUGCUUGAAGUCUUCUAUCACAAAAUAUACAAGGUCUUCCCCCCCUCGGAAAAGAUUGAGAACAUUAAUGAUCAAUACUGGACAUUACGUGCGGAGGAGAUUCCGGAAGAAGAGAAAAAUCUUGGACCUCAUGAUCGUCUGAUUCAUGUGUACCAUUUUACCAAGGACACAGCUCAAAACCAAAUGCAAAUUCAGAAUUUUGGGGAUCCCUUCUUUUUGGUCAUACAUGAAGGGGAGAGUUUAGCUGAUAUUAAAGUACGAAUACAACAGAAACUUCAAGUUCCAGAUGAGGAGUUUGCCAAGUGGAAGUUUGCAUUUCUUUCACUUGGGCGGCCUGAGUACCUUCAGGACUCGGACAUUGUAUCCAGUCGAUUUCAGAGGAGGGAUGUUUAUGGUGCUUGGGAGCAGUAUCUUGGCUUAGAGCAUGCUGAUAACGCUCCUAAAAGACCAUAUACUGUUAAUCAGAAUCGCCACACGUUUGAGAAGCCAGUAAAGAUUUAUAAUUAGGAAACCAAUAUUGAUGAGUUCUUUUGCUACGUGGGAUGAAUUUGGCCUUCUAAAUUAAGGAAUGGGCUUGUAAAGACCGCGGUCAUAUCAGGAGAGUACUCUGUAUAGGCAACAAGUGAGAUCAAUCAGCAUCAGAGGUCGUGUCUGCAGGAUUUUAUUCUAAGUUUUGUGGUCAUGUAAUUCUUUCUGUCCAUGGAGUGACAUUGCUCCUAGCACUCUGUAUCUGCCGACCACAGCCUCUUGAGCUUUUUACUUCCGUUUUUAUAUGGAGGUUCUUCCAAGUUGAGGUCAUUCAUCAUCCUCAGUGCACUGUAUCAGUACAUAAGAUUUUUGGAUUAGUGAGUGUAUACAGGGUAUAGUUGGUUGACUCAUUGCCUUUUUUCUUGCUUUGCUUCUUUAUCUUUUCCCCAGUUAGUGCUCUGCUUAAGUUCUAAGCUUUGAAGUGAGGGCUGCAUAAUGAAUGAUGUGGCAGAGGCAGGUUUCUGUAGUGUUGUAAAAGAGACUUUUCAGCCUCAGUUGAACUUUUAAUCUGGCAUAAAAGUUUAAUCUGGCAUUCUCCAUCACUAGAACCAGUGAUUGGUUUACACUUUC
Neltuma alba is the source of this 4067-nucleotide messenger RNA. Its product is annotated as ubiquitin carboxyl-terminal hydrolase 12. The record is from RefSeq and is a predicted model, not a curated record. Lineage: Eukaryota; Viridiplantae; Streptophyta; Magnoliopsida; Fabales; Fabaceae. Bases 120 to 3476 code for a protein of 1118 amino acids. Gene Ontology annotation, biological process: regulation of protein stability; protein deubiquitination. Gene Ontology annotation, cellular component: cytosol; nucleus. Gene Ontology annotation, molecular function: protein binding; cysteine-type deubiquitinase activity. The transcript has 32 exons.